Molecule: messenger RNA, 3723 nt
Organism: Closterium sp. NIES-65
Lineage: Eukaryota; Viridiplantae; Streptophyta; Zygnematophyceae; Desmidiales; Closteriaceae
Source: the annotation of a GenBank genome assembly
AUGGGUGCUUCGUUGGUUGUUAUCAGUAACAAGUUUGAGACUGAGUGGGGUGAGCCGCCGAUUAAUUUCAUCGACAUUCCGACACUGAAGCGGAUCAUUACUGAGUUUCUCAAUAGCGGGUACUAUGUGGUGUAUAACCGAGCGGGGAAGGCGUUUAGGACAGAUCGGGAGCAGCGGGACUUGACUGGUUUAGCAUUUCAACUAAUCGGUCGGAGGAAUGUUGAUUUCCCUUGCGCCUGCCAUCUCAUCCCCACUCCGUCCCUCACCGUCUUCUUCCCCCCCCUUUUCCCUCCCCACCCCCCCUCCCCGCCUCCCUCCCCUUCCCCUCAACACACCGUCCUCUUCCCCCUUGUGUCCCCUCCCCUCGCCCUCCCUGCACCCACCCGGCACCCACCCGGCACUCACCCCGCACCCACCCCGCACCCACCCCGCACCCACCCCGCACCCACCCCGCACCCUCCCCUUCCCCAUCCCUUCUCUCGCCCCCCUUGCCCUCCCCUCACCACCCGUCCCUCCUUUUCCCCCCUUCCCCCCACCAGCGACGGGCGGUCGCGGCAGUUUGGCUUCGUGGGGCUGCGAUCGGAGGAGGAGGCAGCAGCGGCGAUAGCCUACUUCAAUCGCUCCUUCAUGGACACCUUUCGACUCACCUGCGAGUUCGCCAUGCCCAUUGGUCACACGGCGUUGCCCCGCGCAUGGAGCAAGCACACGCAGGCCAAGGAGACCAAGGGCGACGGAGGGACAGGCGGAAAGGGAGCGGCAGCAGAAGGAGGGGGGAAGCAAGGAGGUGUGGAGGCAGCGGCGGACGGAGGGAAAGGUGGGGAGCGUGGGGAGAGUGAGAGAGGGAAGAAAAAGACAGGGAAGGUGGUGGGAGGGGUGGCUGUGAAGCAAGCAGCGCAGGAGGAUGAAGGGUUCAGAGAGUUUCUAGAGGUGAUGGAGCGAGGCGGGAAGAAGAAGGUUUGGGCGAAUGAUACUGCGGAUGGGGAUGGGGGGGGAGGAGGGGGUGUGGGGAAGGGGAGGGGCGGUGGGAGUGUGAGUGGAGGAGGGGCGUAUGGAGGGGCUUACCCACCGCACAUGCGCAUACCCACGGUUCUCCUUUCGUAUCGCCAACCCAAAGGAGAAGUCCAUCUGGUGGUGGACCGCCACACCAAGCUCUCCAAGGGCUUUGCAUAUGCGCUCUUCACUGUUCCUGAAGAUGCUGUCAGUGCCAUGAAGGCUCUCGACUCCUCCAUCUUUCAGGGCCGCCUGCUGCACGUGCUGCCGGCACACAGACCACCCCCCAAGAAGGACGAGGAUGCGAACCUGCAGGCAAAAACGCUGAAGGAGAGGAGGGAGGAGGAGAGGAAGAAGCGCGAAACAGGAGGGGACACUCGCGCUUGGAGCUCCUUUUACAUGCGGCCAGAUACGGUGGCAGAAGCAGUGGCUCAGAGAUACGGAAUUGCGAAGAGAGAUUUACUUGAUCCAUCAGCCAGUGACACAGCAGUGGCUGAAGCGGUGGCUCAAAGAUAUGGAGUGGCGAAAAGAUAUGGAGUGGCGAAAAGAUAUGGAGUGGCGAAAAGAUAUGGAGUGGCGAAAAGAUAUGGAGUAGCAGAAGCAGUGGCACAGCGGUACGGAGUAGCAAAACGAGACCUCCUGGACCCAUCAGCCAGUGACACAGCAGUGCGGCUGGCGUUAGGGGAGGCGCACAUAGUGGCGGACACCAAGCGGGCCCUGCUAGACGCAGGCAUCGAUGUGACCCUCAUGGAGCAAUUCGCCACCACCACACAGGGUCUCUCCUUCAUGCUCCGUGCUACCUGCUCCACGCCCCCUCCUGUUUCCAUUCUGUCCCCAUCCUCCCCUCUGUCCCCCCUUCAGGUAGCUGAAGCAGUAGCCCAGAGGUAUGGGGUCGCGAAAAGAGACCUGCUCGACCCAUCAGCCAGCGACACAGCAGUGCGGCUGGCACUAGGAGAGGCGCACAUAGUGGCGGACACCAAGCAGGCUCUGCUUGACGCGGGCAUCGAUGUGGCCCCCAUGGAGCAAGCCACAACCACCUCGACCGCUGCUGCCGCUGCAGCUGAGGCAGUGGCGCAAAGAUAUGGAGUCGCGAAGAGAGAUCUCCUGGACCCAUCAGCCAGUGACACAGCCGUCCGGCUUGCCUUAGGGGAGGCGCACAUAGUGGCGGACACCAAGCGGGCUCUCCUAGACGCCGGUAUCGACGUGGCUCUCAUGGAGCAAUUCGCCACCGCCGCCACCGCUGCUGCCGCCGCUGCUGCUGCUGCCAAAGCAGCUGGGAAAAAGGAUACCAAGGCGGAUGGCAGUGCUGGUGCUGCUGGUGGUGUUGGCAGCUUGGCGCGCAGCAGGAGUGUGAUUCUGGUGAAGAAUCUGCCCUUCAAGGUGGAGGCUGGGGAGCUGGUGGGGCUGUUCCAACGGUUCGGACCGGUAGCGAGGUUUGUGCUGCCGCCCACCAACACUGUUGCAUUGGUGGAAAUGGCAGACUCUGCUGAUGCCAAGAGGGCUUUCAAAGGCCUAGCUUAUAAGAGAUACCAGCAUGUUCCUCUGUACCUGGAAUGGGCACCAGAAGGAAUCUUCCUAGAACCCGCAGCACCGUCAGACACGCCAACCACAACAGCAGCAGCAGCAGCAGCAGCAUCUUCUAGGGAAGGAGAGGGAGGCGCAGGGGUAGGCAAGGAGGGAGGCGGAGAGAAGAAAGCGAAGAAGCAGGGUGCAGUGGGGUUGCUGCCGGUGGUGAUGGAUGGGAAGGCGGCCAGGCGCAUGGCUGCAGAGGCGGAGAUGGUGGGGGGAGUUGGGGGAAGAGAUGGGGGAGGAGAGGGGGCCGAGGGGCAUGUGGUGGAAGGGGAGGAGGACGGGCAGCCCACGAGCCACAGUGUGUUUGUGAAGAACCUCAGCUUUGCCACAACAGAGGCGCAGCUGAAGGAGCACCUGGAGAAGCUUCUCAGAAGCAAGCACGCAGGGGCGGAUGGGGAGGGCCCAGCACUACGCAGCGUCACGAUCAAGAAGCGGGUGCGGAACGGCAAGCAGCUGUCGAUGGGUUUUGGGUUCGCGGAGUUUGGAUCCGUGCUCGCUGCUCACCGCGCAUGCAAGCUGCUGCAGGUGAGCCACAUGGUGUGGUGGCCACACCCGUCCGUUCAUGCCACGUGCAUGUGUUGUGGUGAGCCGCAUGGUGUGGUGGCCACACCCGUCCGUUCAUGCCACGUGGAUGUGUUGUGGUAUGCAGCUGGGUGUGCGGAGUUUGGAUCCGUGCUUGCUGCACACUGCGCGUGCAAGCUGCUGCAGCCAUUUGAGGCCACUAAGAGGGACAUUCAGCAGCUGUUUGCACCUUUUGGGCAGGGGGCUUUGCCUCUAGAGGGAGGUGCCUUCUUGGAUUGCUUCCUGACUACUGUCAUUCAAGCUACCCCCUCCCUUCCUUCCCCACCCAACCCUCAGCUAAAGAGCAUGCGGCUGCCACGCAAGUUUGACGGGGGGCACAGGGGGUUUGCGUUUGUGGAGUUUGCAACAAAGAGGGAAGCAGAGAGUGCCUUUGAUGCGCUCAAGAGCACCCACCUGUACGGCCGCCACCUCGUGCUUGAAAGGGCCAAGGAGGGCGAGGGGCUCGACGAGCUACGUGCCAAAACUGCCGCCCAGUUUCUGGACGGGGGGGCGGGCGGCGUGCGGCAGAAGAAGCGUGCCAAGCUGGGGCAGGGCGUGGAUGACAGUGAUGUGGCAUUCCGGGAAAUGCAGUUUGGUUGA